Molecule: messenger RNA, 564 nt
Organism: Homarus americanus (American lobster)
Lineage: Eukaryota; Metazoa; Arthropoda; Malacostraca; Decapoda; Nephropidae
Product: proline-rich receptor-like protein kinase PERK2
Exons: 2
Coding region: 1-564 (187 amino acids)
Source: RefSeq, a predicted model, not a curated record
AUGGCAAGUGGCUUGCCUUCCAGAACCCAGCCCUCGCCCUCAGAACUCACCCCUCGCCACUCAGAACUCACCCCUCCCUCUCAGAACUCAGCCCUCAGCCCCAGCCCUCGCCCCUCAGAACUCAGCCCUCAGCCUCAGCCCCUCCAAGACCCACCCCUCGCCACUCCAGAACUCACCCCUCGCCCUCAAACUCAGCCCCUCAGCCCCUCAGAACUCACCCCUCGCCCCUCAGAGACCCAACCCCCUCGGCCCCUCAAGAACUCACCCCUCGCCCUCAGAACUCAACCCUCAGCCCCUCCAAGGAACUCACCCCCUCAGAACUCUCACACCCCUCAGCCCCUCCAGAACCUCACCCCUCAGCCCCUCAGGAACACCCCUCAGCUCCUCCAGAACACACCCCUCGCCCCUCAGAACUCAACCCUCAGCCCCUCAGAACCCAACCCUCAGCCCCUCAGAACUCAACCCUCAGAACUCAACCCUCAGCCCCUCAGAACCCAACCCCCACCCCUUACUCUCCGGGGUCAGCAACUUGAAAUAAACAAAGCUGCAGCACCUCCUCCUUAA